AUGUCUAACUACAAACCAGUUGACUCAAAGCGCGAAGAAUUUCGAAAAUAUCUGGAGCAAUCUGGUAUAAUGGAUGCCCUUACUCGUGUUCUGGUGGAAUUGUACGAGGAGCUCGAAAAACCAGAAAAUGCUCUGGACUACGUGCGGAAAAAUUUGGGAGGAAAAGGUGGAGAUGAUAUAGACGUCAUCAAGGCGGAAAUCGAAGCUGCCAAAUUGCGCAAAGAGGAACUCAUGGCUGAACUUAGCAAUCUGCGAUGUCUUGAAGAAGAGGAAGAUGAGGCGGUUGGAAAUGGCGCGGGACAAGCUGAUGACAAUGUUGCUAAUGCUGAAAUGUAUUACUGA
Ctenocephalides felis (cat flea) is the source of this 342-nucleotide messenger RNA. RefSeq names its product c-Myc-binding protein homolog. Gene Ontology annotation, cellular component: nucleus. Gene Ontology annotation, molecular function: transcription coactivator activity. NCBI's taxonomy places the organism in Eukaryota, Metazoa, Arthropoda, Insecta, Siphonaptera, Pulicidae. Bases 1 to 342 code for a protein of 113 amino acids. The transcript has a single exon. The record is from RefSeq and is a predicted model, not a curated record. Gene Ontology annotation, biological process: regulation of DNA-templated transcription.